Molecule: messenger RNA, 393 nt
Organism: Alternaria postmessia
Lineage: Eukaryota; Fungi; Ascomycota; Dothideomycetes; Pleosporales; Pleosporaceae
Gene: CRP27
Product: 40S ribosomal protein S22
Exons: 2
Coding region: 1-393 (130 amino acids)
Biological process (GO): translation
Cellular component (GO): cytosolic small ribosomal subunit; ribosome
Molecular function (GO): structural constituent of ribosome
Source: RefSeq, a predicted model, not a curated record
AUGGUCAAGACUUCCGUCCUCAACGAUGCGCUCAACGCCAUCAACAACGCCGAGAAGGCUGGCAAGCGCCAAGUCAUGAUCCGUCCUUCUUCCAAGGUCAUCGUCAAGUUCCUUACUGUCAUGCAGCGUCACGGCUACAUUGGCGAGUUCGAGGAGGUCGACGACCACCGCAACGGCAAGAUCGUCAUCCAGCUCAACGGCCGCAUCAACAAGACCGGUGUCAUCUCUCCCCGCUACAACGUCCAGCUCCGCGACAUGGAGAAGUGGGUUGUCAAGCUACUCCCCUCGCGUCAAUUCGGUUACAUCGUCCUCACCACCUCUGCCGGUAUCAUGGACCACGAGGAGGCCCGCAGGAAGCACGUUGCCGGAAAGAUCCUUGGUUUCUUCUACUAG